Messenger RNA from Psilocybe cubensis, 600 nucleotides. RefSeq lists its product as uncharacterized. The coding region runs from base 1 to 600 and encodes 199 amino acids. The record is from RefSeq and is a predicted model, not a curated record. Lineage: Eukaryota; Fungi; Basidiomycota; Agaricomycetes; Agaricales; Agrocybaceae. Gene Ontology annotation, biological process: carbohydrate metabolic process. The transcript has 8 exons.
AUGAAUUUCAGGGCCACCGUAAAUUGUGAUAUGGGAGAGGGGUUCUCGCUGUAUAAAAUCGGAGAGGAUGAAAAGUUAAUGGGACACAUUCAUCUUGCUAAUAUCGCCUGUGGAUUUCAUGCCUCUGACUUUGCUGUCAUGAACGAGACCGUUCAGCUUGCUAAGAGUCACGGUGUUGCUGUCGGAGCACACCCUUCCCUUCCAGACUUGCAAGGAUUUGGAAGACGCGAAAUGGCAAUCGAGCCGGAUGAGCUCAAGUCUUGCUUCAUUUAUCAAGUCGGAGCCCUUUGUGGAUUUUUGAAGCAACACGGACUCCCUCUGAACCAUAUUAAGCCCCAUGGUGCUGUGUAUGGUCAGACAUCGAGAUCACUUCCCCUUGCUCGUGCCGUUGUAGAAGUCGCAAAGAUUUUCAGCACCCCUAAUGAACCUGUUGCAUUUGUAGGCAUUGGUGGCUCUGCUCAUCAGACAGCUGCAGAAGAAAUAGGCGUCAAAUUCAUACCAGAAUGGUUCGCUGACAUGGAAUACAGUGCAGAAGGGAAAUUACUCAUAACAAAGAAACAUGAUCCCGUUCCUCUAGACAUCGUCCGCAAACGAGUAUGA